AUGACUACCAUAGUCACUGCCAAGCCUGCAACUGAGUCGUCGUCAGACUCGGACUCCGUCGUCAAGAGUGUCCCCAACGAGACCGUUAUCCCGGUUGCGCCGUUGGGCAAGCCUCGUCCCGAGAGAAAGUUCUGGUUUCAGAAGAGACAGCACUAUGACCCUUCGGCAAUUGCUACCUUGCCGAGCGUAUAUGACGACCCUUCAAUAGCAUCAAAGUAUAAGCCUCGAGACAAUUGGUACGCAUCGUUUUGGUCUCAUGAAGCGAAGGUAACCGGAGACAUGAACGCUAAACUUUGUAGGGAAAACAUCCAUCGCUUCAAUCCCUCGGCUCGCUGGACCUGGGCUGAGGAAGACGAUGUUAUCCGCAGAACAGACUGGCGAAUCAUGAUAUGGGCUUGCGCAUUGACCGACAACUUUUUAAAUGAUCUAGGCCUCAGUACCAAUGACUACAACUUGGGAAACACCCUCUUCUCGUUGUCUUUCCUCUGCGCAGAGCUGCCCUCACAGCUCGUGUCCAAGUGGGCGGGACCGGACCGUUGGAUACCAACCCAACUCGUCCUGUGGUCUCUGGUGGCGGCCUGCCAGUUCAAGCUCAACGGUCUGGCUUCGUUCCUGAUAUGCCGUUGCCUGCUCGGUUUUCUGCAAGGAGGUUUCAUCCCCGAUAUCAUCUUGUAUCUCUCCUACUUCUACAAACAUGCCGAGAUGACGAUCAGGCUGGGGUUCUUCUGGAUGGCCAUGACCUUUGCGGACAUCCUGUGCGCCCUUUUCGCCUACGGUAUCCUCCAUAUGCGAGGAGUGCAUGGCCACGAGGGCUGGCGUUGGUUGUUCCUUAUUGAAGGACUACUUACUAUGGCCAUCGGUUUUCUGUCAUUCCUCUUUAUGCCCGCCGGCCCCACACAGACGGCAAGCUGGUUCAGGGAGAUCAUGGUCAAUCGUAUUAUUCGAGAUGAUGCCAGCAAGGGUUCCAUGCAUAACCGAGAGAGGAUUACACUCCGGCUGCUCUGGAAGAGCGUGUGCGACUAUGACCUGUGGCCCAUUUACCUGAUUGGAUUCACUUUCCUUGUUCCCUCCACCACGCCCAGACAGUACCUCACUCUCUCGCUCCGAGGGCUCGGCUUCAACACCUUCCACACUAACCUGCUGGUCAUUCCGUCCCAAGCGCUCUCAACGCUCUCCAUGAUGCUGUUGCUGUGGAUCGCCGAGAGAACCAAGCAGCUUCUGGCGUGGUCGGCCUUUUCGCAGAUAUGGAUGCUCCCGUUCCUCAUCUGGCUGAGAGUCGUCGACACCACCAAGGCGUCGAAGUGGACUGUCUGGAUUGUCAUGACACUGAUGCUGACGAAGCCGCAGCCGCACCCCAUCCAAGUCAACCUCGCCUCGCGCAACUCCAACGCUGUCCGCUCCCGCACGGUAUCCGCCGCCCUCUACAACAUGUGCGUCCAGGUGGGCGGCAUCAUCGGCUCCAACAUCUACAGGGCCGACGACGCCCCCGGCUACCGCCGAGGCAACAGUGUUCUCCUGGGGAUCGUCGCCUGGAACCUGUGCAUCUACGCCGGCGCCCGCGGUUAUUACAUCUGGCGGAACAGGGUCCGGGACCAAAAGUGGGACGCGUUCCGGGCGGACGAGAAGGUGGCGUACCUGGACCAGAACGAGGAUGGCGGGAGCAAGCGUUUGGACUUCCGCUUCGCCUACUAA
Messenger RNA from Colletotrichum destructivum, 1692 nucleotides. RefSeq names its product Putative major facilitator superfamily, MFS transporter superfamily. Lineage: Eukaryota; Fungi; Ascomycota; Sordariomycetes; Glomerellales; Glomerellaceae. Gene Ontology annotation, cellular component: membrane. The transcript has 10 exons. Gene Ontology annotation, molecular function: transmembrane transporter activity. The coding region runs from base 1 to 1692 and encodes 563 amino acids. The record is from RefSeq and is a predicted model, not a curated record. Gene Ontology annotation, biological process: transmembrane transport.